Messenger RNA from Lactuca virosa, 1624 nucleotides. Lineage: Eukaryota; Viridiplantae; Streptophyta; Magnoliopsida; Asterales; Asteraceae. The record is from the annotation of a GenBank genome assembly.
UUCGUUUCCGCUUAUCGCUCCCCUUUACCACCUAGACGUCAUCACUCGACACCACAAAUCGGAAAAUUUGUUAAACAAAAAGCCCUAAUUGUCAAAACUCACUCCCUCCCAAAAUUCCCAAGUCAGCGUAACCUUCGAUCCUUGUCAGAAACGCUUCCAUUCUGGCAUGAGAUCUCUUUACCACACCAUUUUCAACUGUUUAUAUUAAUCAGUUUGCUUUUAGCUUCUGGGUUUUUCUUCGAAUUGUUAGUUGAAGAGGGUUCUUCUUUAGCCUAGUCAAUCAACAAUGUCAGAGGACGUGCUUCUACACCUCGCCUCAAACUCCUCUAAUCAAUCCGAUCAGUCUCUGCCAUCAAAAAUUGCAAAACUCGAAGCCAGAAUGGUGGGUAAAACCUCCACUGCCGUGGUGUCUACUCUCCAGCUUCCUGCUGCCCAAGCCGCAGCAACGCGGUCCUCAAUUUCUUCUUCUUCUGCUGCCAAGUUCGGAGCUAAUGCUGCUGGUGAGAUUUAUGCUGAAUCAUUGGAUUCUAGCGAUUCGGAAGAGGAUGAUAGUAAUGGGAGAGAGUUUCUCAUACAAGCUAACUUUCAGAAGCGUAGAAAGCUUGCAGAUGAUGCUGACUCAGCUGCAUCCGGACAGAUUAAGGUGGCGGUGGAUGCGAGGCAAAAAGUUGUGGAAGCAGUGGAGGUUAAGAGUGGCACAGAUGUAAAUAAGAGGAAACAAACACGUGGCAAGGGAAAUUCUACUCCAGCUAGAGGACGUGGUUCCAAUGAUCAAACAAGAAUACAAAACUCUACUCAAUUGCUUACAUCAUCAAAUGGUCUUCUCGAGAAUUCACAUCAAAAGGAGAGUAGUUGGCUAAAAGAGCAACUUGGACAAAAUGAACGUGCUUUGUUAGAGGAGGAACUUACAUCACUACGUGCCAAAAUAAUAACUCUAGAGGAGGACUUAAAGAAAGCUCGCCAAGAGGCCUCAGAAUAUCAACCAUCUAUGCCAACAGAGCUUAAGGAGCUUAAAAAUAAUGAACAGCAGGUGAAACCAAAAAGAAUGAAAGUCAUAUCUGAUCUGUUGAUAUCUGUGUCUAAAGGUGAGAGACAAGAAGCAAGAACAAAAGUAAGACAAGAUUCUUUGCGACUUGGCAACGUGGGUGUUAUCAGAGCUGGAACAGUCAUAUCUGAGACUUGGGAAGAUGGGCAAGCCAUUAAGGAUCUUAAUGCUCAUCUGAGGCGUUUGUUAGAAUUGAGGGAGGCUGUUGAGAGGCAACGAAAGUCACUAAAGAAAAAGCAACCAGCCAUUCAUCUUUAUAUAAAGAUAAAGGCGAAGGAACAGAAGCCGAAUCUACAGAAGAAGACAUCAUCAUCCAGGAUGAAAUUUUAUAAAUCCCGCCUCGCAAGCAUUAAACGUGAAGAGGAAAGCUAUGUGCGUGAAAGAGAUCGAUAUGAACUAGAAAAAGGACGACUUAUACGUGAAAUGAAACGUAUAAGAGAUGAAGAUGGGUCCCGCUUUAAUAAUUAUCAGAUCCUUAAUCAUCGAUAUGCCCUCUUAAACCUUCUUGGAAAAGGAGGAUUCAGUGAGGUUUACAAGGUCAGUUUUAUUUUUCCUUUAAAAACAUGUGACAACACCUAA